This is a messenger RNA of Ostertagia ostertagi, 315 nucleotides long. NCBI's taxonomy places the organism in Eukaryota, Metazoa, Nematoda, Chromadorea, Rhabditida, Trichostrongylidae. The record is from the annotation of a GenBank genome assembly.
AUGGUGUGUUACCUAAAAUUUCACGGUUUCAGCCUCACUGCUUACCCUUCCAUAUCCGUGUCGAAUUUCACCUCGGACUGGUGUGAUGGACGUGCUUUUUGCGCUUUGAUUCAUCAUUUUCAGCCCGAACUGCUCGAUCGUGCUACACUGCUGCAAAGAGACAAAUGCCCACAAUUGGCUGUCCAACUGGCGUCAAAGCUUAAGAUCCACGUUGAUCCGACGACUUUUGCUGGUACAAAGCCUGAUUUCAAACAUGUUAUGGAAGUGGUGUUUGAGCUGUACAAAAAGCUCGAACUCGGAGAUCGAGAGUGCUAA